AUGUCUUCCACCACAGACUAUCAAUAUAAGGCUAUUAAGGGAAUGGGGCAGAAAGCACUCUUAGAUGAGCUCCAAAGGAAGGAGCGCGCAGAAAAUGAUCGGCUAAAGAAGGCUUGUAUUGCAGAAUUGCGGCGUGAAACCUCAGAUAAUGUAUGGUACUAUGCAAAUGACAUACGAGAGCUUUUAGCAGCUUUCUAUAUUGCAGAUGUCGAUGAUGACGGCUGUCUUUCACCCUCUGAGCUGCUGGAGGCCAUCCAACCAAAGGGCGAGGAGGGUGCCAAAGUCAUGAAGGAAAUUUUAAAGAAUGCUGAUAUUGGUAAAGAUCAGAAGUUCAGUCUUGCAGAAUACUUCAUCUUAGGCCUGCUCGCGACAGAUCGUCGAGGGGGAUACAACCUUCUUGGUAAAAGAUUCUGA
Molecule: messenger RNA, 414 nt
Organism: Aspergillus udagawae
Lineage: Eukaryota; Fungi; Ascomycota; Eurotiomycetes; Eurotiales; Aspergillaceae
Product: EF-hand domain-containing protein
Exons: 5
Coding region: 1-414 (137 amino acids)
Molecular function (GO): calcium ion binding
Source: RefSeq, a predicted model, not a curated record